Messenger RNA from Gastrolobium bilobum, 1363 nucleotides. Its product is annotated as probable aldo-keto reductase 1. Bases 129 to 1148 code for a protein of 339 amino acids. NCBI's taxonomy places the organism in Eukaryota, Viridiplantae, Streptophyta, Magnoliopsida, Fabales, Fabaceae. The transcript has 7 exons. Gene Ontology annotation, cellular component: cytoplasm. The record is from RefSeq and is a predicted model, not a curated record.
GGUGGCGACCGGCGACAUGAUGCUCAAAUAGUUCACUUCACCAACCAAAUAACACGAACACUCAGCAAACGGAAGACAAAGAGAGAUAUAUAGGUGGAAAAUUUGAAGAGAAAGAGGGAAAUACAAAAAUGGCAGAUAUUCCUCGAGUGAAGCUAGGAAGCCAAGGCCUCGAGGUUUCCAAGUUGGGAUAUGGGUGUAUGGGUCUCACCGGAGUGUAUAACGCUCCUGUUACCGAAGAGGUUGGCAUCUCUCUGAUCAAGCACGCUUUCAGCAAAGGGAUCACCUUCUUUGAUACUGCAGAUUUUUAUGGAGCCCAUGCCAAUGAAGUUUUGGUCGGAAAGGCGCUCAAGGACUUACCUCGAGAUCAAGUUCAGAUUGCCACGAAGUUUGGGAUUGUUAGAAUGGAAUCUGAUAAUGUCAUAGUUAACGGUAACCCUGAAUAUGUUCGAUCCUGUUGUGAGGCUAGCCUCCACCGCCUUGGUGUCAACUACAUUGAUCUCUAUUAUCAGCACCGUAUUGACACCACAGUACCCAUUGAGGACACUAUGGGAGAGCUUAAGAAGCUGGUUCAAGAGGGAAAGAUAAGGUACAUAGGACUAUCUGAAGCUAGUCCUGACACAAUUAGGAGGGCACAUGCUGUUCAUCCUGUGACUGCUGUGCAAAUGGAGUGGUCCCUUUGGACUCGUGAAAUUGAACAAGAUAUUGUUCCACUUUGCAGGGAACUUGGAAUUGGAAUAGUACCAUACAGUCCCCUUGGCCGAGGAUUUUUUGGCGGCAAGGCUGUCACGGAAAGUAUACCUGCAGACAGUUUUCUGGCAAUCCAACCAAGGUUACAAGGGGAGAACUUUGACAAGUGCAAGAUCUUAUAUUCUAUGAUAGAAAAGUUGGCACAGAAGCAUGGCUGUACAUCUUCACAACUUGCUCUUGCAUGGAUUCUUCAUCAAGGAGAUGAUGUGGUACCCAUCCCUGGAACAACUAAGGUAAAAAAUCUCGAUAGUAAUAUCGGUUCAAUUGAAGUGAAGCUAAGCAAAGAUGAAUUGACGGAGAUGACAGAUGCUGUAUCAAUAUCUGAGGUGGCAGGGGAACGGACUACUGAAUCUUUUGUUAAAUGCUCAUGGAAGUUUGCAAAUACUCCUGCAAAAGCAUAGCUCGAUACCAAUUAUGCACCUCAGAACUCAGAUAAUUUCUUAUCAUUUCGGUCUCUCUGCAUGCCUCCCAAAUUUAAACUUAUCUCAGUAAAACUAGUUGUUGUUGGUCUGAUACCGGGUAUCUCCCAAAACAUAUGAUACUUAAUUAUGUGCUUGUUAUUAAAUGGUGAGACAGAGCAGUGGAAUCUGAAUCCAAGAUUUUCCUUCACGUGUUA